Molecule: messenger RNA, 2088 nt
Organism: Tricharina praecox
Lineage: Eukaryota; Fungi; Ascomycota; Pezizomycetes; Pezizales; Pyronemataceae
Exons: 3
Coding region: 157-1890 (577 amino acids)
Biological process (GO): magnesium ion homeostasis
Cellular component (GO): intracellular membrane-bounded organelle
Source: RefSeq, a predicted model, not a curated record
AGAGGAGGGCGCCGAAAAUGAACAUGGCUUUUGGGUCUACUUCAGUGUCGCCGUCUCCCUCGUCUUGCUCGGUGGCGUGUUUGCUGGUUUGACUUUAGGGUGAGUGAUCGAUCCGAUCUCGCGGAGCCCCUGCGGGGGAGGGGGGGAGUUGUGGUAAUGCGGAGGGUGCUGACGGAAAACAGGUUGAUGGGACAGGAUGAGAUCUACCUGCAGGUCAUCCAGCAGAGCGGCGACGACAACGAGAAGCGCAAUGCCACCAAGGUGCUGAAUCUGCUCAAGAGGGGAAAGCAUUGGGUCCUCGUCACGCUGCUGUUGAGUAAUGUCAUCACCAACGAGACAUUGCCCAUCGUGCUCGAUCGCAGUCUGGGAGGAGGAUGGCCCGCCGUGUUGAGCAGUACGGUUUUGAUCGUCAUCUUUGGAGAAAUCAUCCCGCAGUCUAUCUGUGUCAGAUACGGACUCGGUGUUGGUGCAUUGUUCUCACCUUUCGUGCUCGCGUUGAUGUACCUGAUGUACCCGGUCGCAUACCCUACCGCGCUCCUCCUCGAUUACAUCCUCGGAGAAGACCACGGCACUGUCUACAAGAAGGCCGGACUCAAGACACUCGUCACGCUGCACAAGAGCCUGGGACCGCACCCUUCGGAACGUCUCAAUCAGGACGAGGUUACGAUUAUUUCGGCUGUGUUGGAUCUGAAGGAGAAGCCGGUUGGCGCAAUCAUGACGCCCAUUAAGGAUGUGUUCACCAUGUCUGCCAACCAGCUGCUCGACGAGGAGACUAUGGACGACAUCUUGUCGGCCGGAUACUCGCGGAUUCCGAUCCACGCGCCGGGCGAGCCAACCAAUUUCGUUGGUAUGCUGCUAGUCAAGGUGCUGAUCACGUACGAUCCCGAAGAUGCUAGGCCCGUGCACGAAUUCCCACUCGCUACGCUUCCGGAAACCGCCGAAGAUACUUCCUGCCUCGAUAUCGUCAACUUCUUCCAGGAGGGUAAGUCGCACAUGGUUCUCGUGUCUGAAUAUCCCGGUGAGAACCAUGGUGCGCUCGGUGUGGUCACGCUGGAGGAUGUCAUUGAGGAGCUCAUCGGCGAGGAAAUCGUCGACGAGAGCGACGUCUUUAUUGAUGUGCACAAAGCAAUCCGCCGUCUCAACCCAUCGCCCCUGUCCCUCAGCCACGCCGCCCGUGCCAAGAUCGAAGCUCAAUACGUCGCGCGCAAUGCCGACGCCCACAUGCUCGCCCAAACCGCGUCCGCCGUUGCCGCCGCCCACCCCGGCGAAAGCGCCGACCUCCUGAUCACGACGGGCCCGGAACCGGCGCUGCGUGUAGGAACCCCCGCGCACAUUGAUGAAGCAUCAUCGAUGGGUCGGGGUCGCAAGCACUCCGGAGCCAGAGUUCCAGGUCUCUCUGACGAAGUGAUAGCACACCUCACACUAGGGCCCGCGAACCUUGCCGGCCGCCCCCGGGAAACCACGAGCAAGACUGUUAAGAUCAAGCACGUCGACCCCACGCGGCGGUCCGAGGACCCCGGACAGCGACCGUCCCUGGCCAACUUUGGCUACCAGGACGGCCCCGCCGAUUACCCCUCCAACACAUUAAGAAAACCUGUGUCCGACUCCGCCAUCCUGCAGUUCUCCGACAACCCCAACAGCGAUGCGGGACGAACACUCCGCGCGCCGGUGCCGGCGGGAUACAAGAAGAAGGCGCGCACGGGGAGUCUGAUCGAGCGAACCGAUGUCGUUGGAGGUAUCCCAAAGACCAUCAUCGAGACGACAAGCAGCGAGGAGGAGUACGAAGAUAGCUCGAGCACAAAGUCAGGUCACUCCAAUAAGAGUAGACAUAAACGUGCGCUGAGUUCGGAGCAUUCGCCGCUGUUGGGGCCGAAGGACAAGGCCGUAUGAUCGUGAACAAAUGCGGAACGGGGUGUGGGGAUUGUAUGAUAGACGCGUGAACAGCUGCUGGAUGGAUGGGUGGGCUAAUUAUUUGAACGCUUUUCUUUCUCUUUAUCUCUCUCUCUCUUUUCUUCACACCUGCGCAUGAUCGUGGGUUUAUGGCGACUUAUGUGUUUAGUCUUUUUUUUCUAUUUUUUUUUUCUCUUC